AUGCAGCACCUUACCCCUGUGGACAGAAGUGAGAGUGGGAGCCUGGGCAACUUUGCGAAUGACCAUCCAGGAUCUUCAUCUAACAGCAGUAACAACACAUUAAACGGAUAUGUGGCCACACUAUUGUCGGCUUUAACUUCAAACUACUCGAACCAACGCAUCAAUAACUCCAAGCACUUGAUUCUACAAUUCUUGACUGAAAUCGUCAGACGAUCCAAAUCGUCUCAUCAUGUGGUCAUCCAUGCCACGUACCUGUUCCACCAGCUUUACACGAACGGCCUGAAGCGUGUGUCUAUGACGGGCAUGCCAGAAUUUGCGAGAUGCUCCAAGAGAGUGUUUCUCUCAUGCCUUAUCCUAGCCCACAAGUUCAACAACGAUAGCACCUUCUCCAUGAAGACGUGGGGGCUUAUCUCGGGCUUGAAAGUGCGGGACUUGGCCACGAUGGAACGGUGGGCUCUUUCUAUUUUCGAUUACAAACUCUACGUCAGUGCCUCGGUUCUUGCCAAAUGGUACACCGAAGUCUUGAGCGAAUCCUUCGAGCAAACCCAGCAUCAGCAGCCAUGCUCAAGAAAGAGACCCCUCGAUCAUCACCAUACUGGCGAUGCCGACGAGUCACAUUUAGAUACUCCACAUAAGCUACGUAAACAAGCUCACAUUGAAAUACGGUGA
Messenger RNA from Kluyveromyces marxianus DMKU3-1042, 669 nucleotides. RefSeq names its product Pcl5p (gene PCL5). Lineage: Eukaryota; Fungi; Ascomycota; Saccharomycetes; Saccharomycetales; Saccharomycetaceae. Gene Ontology annotation, cellular component: nucleus; cyclin-dependent protein kinase holoenzyme complex. The transcript has a single exon. Gene Ontology annotation, molecular function: protein kinase binding; cyclin-dependent protein serine/threonine kinase regulator activity. Bases 1 to 669 code for a protein of 222 amino acids. Gene Ontology annotation, biological process: regulation of cyclin-dependent protein serine/threonine kinase activity. The record is from RefSeq and is a predicted model, not a curated record.